Molecule: messenger RNA, 916 nt
Organism: Striga asiatica
Lineage: Eukaryota; Viridiplantae; Streptophyta; Magnoliopsida; Lamiales; Orobanchaceae
Source: the annotation of a GenBank genome assembly
GUGGACCAAACCCAAUUCGCUCCGAAAUGUGAAACGGCCCAAAGGGCAGCCACCCCAACCACCAAAACCCCUCUUCAACUUCCCAGUUCUUGCACAGCUUAAACCCACCUCACUGGUAAAAUCUCCAAGAGCGACAAAUGGGUUGGAAGGCAGCACAAAAACUAAUCCAUCACUGGAAGAUCCUUAGAGGCGAUAAUGUUAUGAUAAUGAGGGGCAAAGAUAAAGGCGAGACUGGUUCCAUCAAGCGAGUAAUUCGUUCCCAAAAUCGUGUUAUCGUCGAAGGAAUGAACUUGGUGAAGAAGCACAUCAAGCAAGGGCAAGGUCAUGAAGGUGGGAUUUUUUCUGUUGAAGCUCCGCUUCAUGUAUCAAAUGUUCAGGUUAUAGAUCCAAUCACAGGGAAGCCCUGCAAGGUUGGAAUCAAAUACUUGGAGGACGGUAGCAAAGUACGAGUAUCCAGAGGUAUUGGGGCCUCAGGAUCGAUAAUUCCUCGUCCAGAGAUAUUGAAGAUAAGGGGCACUCCUCGACCAACCAUUGUUGGCCCGAAAGACACUCCAAUGGAACUGGUCAUGGAGAAGACUUAUGAUGCUAAAACUGGCAGGGGAAUGCCUGAUCUUUAAUCGUCAUAUGGAAGUUCUAGUUGUUGUAGGUUAACAAUUUCCCUUUAUAGCAGUUCCUAUAGCUGUUGUGUCUUGGAGCACUUCUCUUGUGCAUUGCCUUUCUACUUGGAUUACUGGAAGAGUGAUUUUCUAUCCGAGUUUAUGAAAUAUUUAAUUUCCAACUCCAAUUAACACUUUCGAAGUGGCUUGAAAUGAGCAAAAAAAAAGUGAAAUUGUGAUAGAAAAGAUGUACAAUUUGUUUGGUACGUUAAUUUUAUUCAGCUGCUGUGGUAUCAAGUUGUCUUCUUUCUCAAUCCCUA